AUGGCAACGCGGGCCCUGUGGGGAAGAGGCCGCCGCCGCCUCCGCCGCGGCCUAAGCGCCAUGGAGAGCGGCGGCGGCGGCGGCUUGACCAGCGGCGGGGCUCCGCGGAACCCCGAAGAGCCCGGGCCAGCCUUUCCCAGGCCCCCCAGCGGGAACCCCCCCGUCCUCCCGACAGAAAAACCACAGUUUGCUGCCUUGAAUGAGGAACCUGCCACACUUUGUUUCAAUGAAGAUGAUUAUUAUUGUCCUGUUUGCCAAGAUGUAUUUAAAACACCUGUGAGGAUUUCCAUUUGCCAGCAUGUAUUUUGCAGGAAAUGUUUCUUAAUGGCUAUGAAAGGAGGAGGAACACAUUGUCCAUUGUGCAGAGGCAUUGUAACUGGAAAAGAAGAAUCACGUCCCAACAGAGCCAUAGAUAUUGAAAACAGCAUGAAAAAGUUCGUUGGAAGCUGUAGAUGCUGUGGCAAACGGAUUAGAAUCUAUCGCAUGAGACAGCAUUAUAAAUCGUGUAAGAAGUAUCAGGAUGAAUAUGGUGUUCCUUCCGUAAUUCCAAAUUUAGAAAUAUCUCAGGACUCAACAGGAAACAGCUUUAGGAGUGAUUCUUCUACUUCAGAAAUUGGAGAAAAUUCUAAUCUUCAUGUCCUUGAGGAGGCUCCAAGUGGACAGCCUACAUUUAAAUGCCCUCUCUGUCAAGAAGAUAACUUCACAAGACAGAGUUUAUUGGAUCAUUGUAAUGACAGACAUCUUUAUCAAACAGACCCAGUAAUCUGUCCUAUUUGUGUGUCUCUUCCAUGGGAAGUCCCUAACCAGGUUACCAGAGAUUUUGUUGGCCAUAUAAAUCAAAGACACCAGCUUGACUACGUAAAUGUUAUGAACCUUCAGCUGGAUGAGGAGACUCUGUUCCAAAACGCAGUUGAAGAAUCUUGUCAAGUGAACCUUUGAAACCUAUCAUUUGCUCACAUCGCUGCUACCUGCCAGGAGGAAGCUGUAUCUGUGGUCCUAAAGUUAAUAAAAGGGAACUCGGUAUCUAUUUGAAUAUCAAUUGUUUGUUGUUUCCCUUAGAUGAGAUUCUCUUUUUAAAUGUUUCUUAUUUAAACCAAUGAAAAAACGCAUGCCAUAUUAUUAUAUUUCAUUGUGAAAUUUUCUUUUUUUCAAGUGAGAAUAGAAGUUCUUCAAAUAGCUGGGGAAAAUAUCACUGUCUUUGAAAGAAAACUAUCUACAGUUUUUCUAUUUCAUUUGCUUUGUUGAGUGUAUUUAAAUCCUGUUUUUUUUUCUUGCCAUGGAACAAGAGGUGAAAAAUAUUGCAAUGCCAAAUGUCUUUGAAUAUUUUUUCUCCUUUGCAUACCGAAUAUCUAUUUUCUAAUGUAUGUUACAAAAUUAAAUGGUUUUAUUCUAGGCCAUGGCUUAAUACCAGCCAUUUUCAGGAUAUAAUAUAGGCAGAUUUGCUUAAUUGCUGUGAAUAAUUAGCUAAGCCCCGUACUCACUAAGCAAUAUGACAGAAUAGUCACAUUCCAGAGGGUUGACGGCUCUGAUAUACUAUGGUUUUCCUGGCCAAUUUCAUUUCAGUGAUACAAGGACCUCUGCCACUAUGCAUUCCUCCAACCAGUUACUUCUAUUUUGUUACAACUCAUUUUUGUAUGUUGUUUCAAUGACUUCACAUGAGUCUGUUUGAGAACUGUUGUUUAUAACUUUUAGGAUCACAGAAUUCAUCCGAUAAGAUUUAUGAAAACGUUUCCUGGUUCUUUAACAAAAUAUGGGAUAGAAAUGUCAAAUUGGGGUUGCUGAUACGUUUAUAAUGUUGUCAUAUUACAAAUGUUCUUGCAGUAAUAAAUAAGAGGGGUUUUGUUAAGUUCUGUUUUGGGGUCUAUACGUAUCUUAGGUCAAUACCCAGUUGUUCUGACUUUAUAGAGAAGAAUGAUCUUACAUAUUGAGCAUAUCCAGAAACCAAGUGAAUGUCACCUGUUUAAAAUGCUCGGUCUUGGAUGAAAAUCACUCAAAUGUUAGUGAUAAUUAUGAUUAAGGAUGACUGGAUUUCUCCAGUAUUACCUAACUGUUGUUCUGUGUUUAGAUUAAGCCUUAGUUUUUGUUGUAGAUGUUUUAAAGAAAUAAAAGAUACUCAUUUGAGCCCUAA
This is a messenger RNA of Anolis sagrei ordinatus, 2128 nucleotides long. Lineage: Eukaryota; Metazoa; Chordata; Lepidosauria; Squamata; Anolidae. The record is from RefSeq and is a predicted model, not a curated record.